Parastagonospora nodorum SN15 is the source of this 1740-nucleotide messenger RNA. RefSeq lists its product as hypothetical. The transcript has a single exon. The coding region runs from base 1 to 1740 and encodes 579 amino acids. Lineage: Eukaryota; Fungi; Ascomycota; Dothideomycetes; Pleosporales; Phaeosphaeriaceae. The record is from RefSeq and is a predicted model, not a curated record.
AUGGACGAUGGCAUCACCCCUGCCCAUUCGGUCUCCAUUGUGGCCAUCGAACAAUUGCUACCCAAGCCGCACACGUGCGCAAAAGGAGAACGAUGCGCAAAGUGGAGGAAGCAGCAGCGUCAACUGGCUAGGCUUCAACAAGAGCAUGGAUUUCCCAUCUCACCUGAAAAGGGUGGCCACAUCUUCAUUGCUGGAGACCCUGGUAACGCGCAAACAGCUGGUCGGGCUGUCGAGAACGUUCAUCGUCUUACAUCGGAGUCCGCUCCUUCUCUGAUCGUUCCAUCUGUGGUAGCAUCGUCCGAUCUCCUGGGUCCUAGUCAGCUCCCUGACUUUACUUUGCAAGAUCUCCAGGAAGUAGAGAAGCGCGAUCCGCAGGACAAUGUACGACAGUUCCUCUCGCUGCAAGGGCUGGAACAACCGUACAGCAGUGCUACACCAAUCGAAGCACCCCCAACCCCCCCGAUGGAACUUUUCCCACCUCGUCCAUUCCUGGUGAUACCGGCAGCAACAGCACAACCCAGAGGUUUCAGCGUUCUCCGCAUCGACAUCGGCGCAUACGACAAGGUCUUUCGACCACUUCAGUUCACCAAAUCCAUGCUAUGCACGCACCAGAAUUCGUACCAGCACCGCAUGCUAAUCUCAAGAGCCUUGCCCAAGCUCACAAUCCCAGGACCUCGCUCUGCAUCUGCCCAACCGUAUGGCAACCCACGCCAUCUUGCCCCACAAGCUUCGCACGUGGCACCCGACACCGCCUUUUCUCCAUGUCGCACGACUUCUCCCGGCGGUGUCUACCGAUUCGGUACACCAUUCUCCGAGAUGGAUGUUCCAGUAACGGUCGUUCCUACCGAGCCUGUGUCUCGUGACACAAGCCAGUCCGUGCCGCCCAACAUGCAGUACAAGAUCCAAAUCCAGAGGGGUGGCUCGCGACACGACCGACGACGUCCCUCGUUGCCCAUGCCAGCGCUUAAUGAGAACCAGGUGUUCAGCCCACAGGUCGCCCACUCGGACGACGAGACCCUGCACGGAACACAGUUCUCUGACGACAGUGCCAAGUCAUCCCCAACCAAGGGAGCGUCGAGGUCAUUUGACGGCGAAGCUGCAGACUCUGUACCUCCGCUGCCCAAGGGAGGUUUCGCAUACAAGGGCGUCAACCAUCACGGCUGGAUGAAGAAGCGUCGCACCAAGAUGUUGCGACAUGAGUGGCAGGACCACCACUUCCGCCUCCAGGGCACAAUGCUUGCCAUGCAUCCCAACGAACUCCCUUCCUCGUCUGCUCUGCAGACCAUUGACGUGGACGAUUACGCGGUCGCCUGCUCGUCACUUGCGUCCAACAAGCUCUCUGCCAGGUUCAAGGCCCUCAAGCUGUCAGCUGGCCACCACAAGGAGAAAGAACAGAUUGCGCAGCCCAACUUUGAGUUCUCAGCUCGUUCCUACUGCGCCCAGGCAAGGGCGACAAUCAGGAAAGUCAUGCCCAAUGGCAAGGUUCACCACUUUGCUGUCAAGGGCCGUGACGAGCGCAUCGACUGGAUGCGUGAGCUUAUGUUGGCCAAGGCCCUCAAAGCCAAAAGCCGACGGCUACGAGGUCAACGUCAACGGCAUGGACGUUUGAUCACGUGUACCAACCUCUAUUUCCUUUCGGUCAUUGUGUUUUUUUUUUUCAGCAAGCGAGCGGGCGUUUUUGACUUUCCUGCAACUGCCAUUCUCCUCUCUUUUGCACUGCACUCUCCGGAGUGCUCAUGA